AUGGGGCCAAACCUGACAUCAGUCGCUAGUAUGGCUCAUUAUAAACGGCGAACCCGGCGAGCCCUGCCAGCAUUGUCCACAAUAUUAUUCGCAGCCAUCCUGCUCAUAAUCUGGCAGCGCAAAAUCGAUUCAGAGCUGCCAGACCCGUACUUGGACGAGGUAUUCCAUGUCAGACAAGCGCAAGCAUAUUGGGAGCAUCGUUGGCGGCAAUGGGACCCUAAAAUUACUACUCCUCCUGGGGUAUAUCUAUGUUCAUACAUAAUCGGGGCCAUCUUGUUUGUUGUACGAUUGCGCCCAGCGCAUCCUGGUGCUUCAUUUUUCCGCCUAGGAAAUAGCAUCGUCUUGUUCAACAUACUUCAAUUAAGGCUACGGACACUCAUUAAACGUAUACGGAAUGAGACAUUUUUAGAUUCUCAGAAUACAGGCGAUUCAGCUGCGGUGAAUUGCCGAAAUCGCUGGGAGAGGAAUCUCACGGUGUUAAAUAUCUGUCUUUUCCCUCCCCUCUUCUUCUUUUCCGGACUCUACUACACGGACCUCGCAGCACUUCUAAUUGUGGUAGAAGCCUAUAUUUGUGAUCUCGGUCGAACUCGCAGACACGAUGCUCGACUCAGCCCCAGCGAGAAGUUUAAUAUCCUGUCAUGGAGAGACGCACGCUUCUUGAUAUGGGGCCUUCUCGCUCUCAUGUUCCGACAAACCAACAUAUUUUGGGUAGCCGUUUUCUUGGGUGGACUGCAGGCCGUUUCGACAUUGCAUAGUAUGACGUCGGACUGCCAGCCAACUGAUGUUGUAAGAAUUGUUCGGGGUAGUUGGGAGCUGCACCAACUCUAUGAUCCGCCAGUCAACGAGGCCUCACUUGAAGAUUAUCUGAAGACCUUAGUCUCGUUAGGUGUUUCAACGGUAGCACAUAUUAUCCAAAUAAUCCCGGCGUUGCUUCCUUACCUUGUUUUCCUCGGCACAUUUGGACUAUUUGUGCUAUGGAACGGAAGUGUAGUUUUAGGCCACAAAGAAUUCCACACAGCAGGCCUACAUCUCCCACAAAUACUUUACAUAUGGCCCUAUUUUAUAUUCUUCUCCUGGCCGAUCGUCCUCACUACUUUCGUGAUAACUAAUCUACAACGCCGCACCAUAAAACUCUUUCCCAACGUAAAAGCCGCGGCAAUUUUUAUCCCACUAAUGGUGCUCACCGUCCACCUAAACACUCUUGUCCACCCAUUCACCCUAGCCGACAACCGGCAUUACGUCUUUUAUAUCUUCCGCAUUCUACUUCGACAUCUGCUGAUAAAGUAUCUGGCUACGCCAAUAUAUUUCGUUUGUGGAUGGGCUGUCCUCGCAACUUUCUGCACUCCCUCCCUGCCACCAUCAGCAACAUAUAGGGCAAAAGCAGAAACAAAAAUGCUACACCACGGGACCGAAACCCCACCAGCGAAGACAACAAAAUCAACCCUAAACAGGGAAGCAAAGGGACCGGCGAGAAACCCCCAAGUUCGCCUUAGUUUCGUCCUAAUUUGGCUAAUAACCAGCUCUCUUUCCCUCAUCACCGCACCACUCGUCGAACCACGUUAUUUCCUCAUACCGUGGGUGAUGUGGCGUCUCCACGUCCGGCUCCCAUCAAUCCCAAUAAAUGAAUCAGUAGAUGGGUCAUAUUAUGCCGUGCGCUGUGCUAGGUUCCUAUAUUACCUUCCGUUGCUCGUCGAGACUGCGUGGUACAUUGUGAUCAAUGCGGUUACUGGAUAUAUGUUUCUGUAUAGAGGAUUUGAGUGGCCCCAGGAACCAGGGUUGGUGCAGAGGUUCCUAUGGUAG
Molecule: messenger RNA, 1800 nt
Organism: Histoplasma mississippiense
Lineage: Eukaryota; Fungi; Ascomycota; Eurotiomycetes; Onygenales; Ajellomycetaceae
Exons: 3
Coding region: 1-1800 (599 amino acids)
Biological process (GO): protein N-linked glycosylation; dolichol-linked oligosaccharide biosynthetic process
Cellular component (GO): endoplasmic reticulum
Molecular function (GO): dolichyl pyrophosphate Glc2Man9GlcNAc2 alpha-1,2-glucosyltransferase activity
Source: RefSeq, a predicted model, not a curated record